UUUGCGCAAGGAAAGUUUGGUGUGUAACUUUUCGAAACCUUAAACCGAGUAAAAGCAGGAAAUAUAAACGUUUUCGUCUGAAGCUACCUAUAUUUCUUUGUUGGAUAUUUUUGCGAGGAGGAAGACACAUCACGGAAACAAAGGAAUACGAAUUAUUUUGUAGUUCUAAUUUUGCAUGCCGCAAAGCAACAACCGUUUCGUCGGUAAAGAGAGAUGCUGCUGGAGACACCGAUAGCGCUCUUAAAAGACUGAAAUCUGAAGAGUUCCGGUACAUUAACGACGGCAUUUAAAAAUCUUUAGUGAUUUUUUUUGUUAACGUUGAAAGGAGCAAAACCUUCCGUGCUUGAUGGUUCGCAGUUUGGACAAAGCUUGCAAAGCGUGGCUUUAAAGGAGGACGUUUGAAACUCGGUCCAGUCGUGUUUUUUUUCCCCACCAAGAAUUCGGAUACUGAAGACUGAAAACGAGGUGUCACGUCAAACAGUAGUGUGAAGGAUAGCAAGUGGAUAGGUCGCGGAGUGUGCCGCGAUCACCCAGUCUCUGAAAGUCUCACACUGCAGUCUGACUACGGAGAUUUAAACAAACUUUUUUUACUCGAAGAAGUAACAUUUUACACGGCAUAUUACUGCAGCAUCACUUUUAAUUUUGUUGCCAAAACGGGAUAUUUAAUCGUCGUGACUGAGCACAUUAUGACCCGAAAUAAAAGCUGACAGAUUGUCAAGUUUUUAUUUAAAAUUUUUAUAAAGCUUUUGAGAAUUUUUAUAUUUGGCACACUUGCAGGAUUAUAUAUUUUUAUACUAACACUUCGUCGAAAUGUUCCAAACCAUGUACCUGUGGCUGUUUUUAGGCAUCGCCCAUGUAUCGUUUGCCGUAGAAGAAACCCUGCUGAACACCAAGCAAGAAACCUCAGAUCUGAAGUGGACCAUCUACCCGAAGGCUGAUGCACAGUGGGAAGAGGUGAGUGGACUCGACGAGGAAGGCAACAGUGUACGCACAUAUCAGAUCUGCAGCCUGGAGGGCAACCAAAACAACUGGCUGAGGACCACUUUCAUCCCCCGUCGGGGGUCUUCCUACAUCUAUGUGGAGAUCAGGUUCACCAUCAUGGAAUGCUCAUUCCUGCAAAGCAGUCAGGGCUGCAAAGAGACUUUCAACCUCUUCUACUUUGAGGAAAACUCAAAUGUGGCCAAUGACGUUUACCCAGCUUGGAUGGAAAAUCCAUAUGUCAAGGUGGACACUGUUGCGGCUGACUACCUCCUCCGCAAGGGCUCUCCUGGAAAGUUCAACACCAAAACACUUAAGCUGGGCCCUCUGACCAAAAAUGGCUUCUACCUAGCCUUUCAGGCGCAUGGCACUUGCAUGGCCCUCCUCUCAGUGCGUGUGUUCUUCAAGAAAUGCUCAGCUGUGACUGUGAACUUCACCCACUUUGAGGAAACUGUACCCCACAACCUGGUGGAGGAAGCAGUGGGACAGUGCGUGCCAAAUGCCCACUUGGACACCACUGUGCCAAGGAUGUUCUGUGGGGAGAAUGGCCAGUGGGUAGACCAAGUAACCUCGAGCUGUUUGUGUAAUGAAGGGUAUGAGCCAUCGGAGAAGAACACCAUGUGCAGAGCUUGUCCACUUAAGUACUUCAAAGCUGUCAGCGGGUCCAAAUCCUGUCAGCUCUGCCCACCAAACAGCUAUUCCUCUUCAACGGGAUCCAGAGUGUGCAUGUGCCGCAACGGCUUCUACCGGGCCUCAACGGAUCCUCCUCAGGCUCCCUGCACCACUACACCCACAGCGCCUCGCAGGACUGAGACACAGAUCAAUGACACAUCGGUCAUUCUUCAAUGGAGCGAGCCUCUGGAAACUGGCAACCGCGUGGACCUCAGCUACAAUGUCAUCUGCCGGAGGUGUAUGGGUUCUCUGGGUUCUUGUGGAAGCUGCGAGGAAAGUGUCUCCUACAGACCCCAGCAGAGGGGACUCACGAAGGGCAUGGUCACCAUCUGGGGGUUGUCUCCUUACACGACCUACAGCUUCGAGAUCCAGGCAGUAAAUGGAGUAUCUGAUCAGAGUCCCUCAGCUCCACAGUCUGAGACGGUUAACAUCACCACCAACAGAAACAUGCCUGCUCCAGAUUUCAAGAUUCGCCCGAAGGAGGUGACCAGUCGCAGUAUGACACUUUGUUGGACAGCUCCUAGUCGACCCAGCUACACCAUUUUGGAUUAUGAAGUCAAGUACUACGAGAAGGAUCAAGGUGAGGCUGGGGCCCUGUAUGUUAAAACCACAGAGAGCAUGGUGGUGCAUAACGAUCUGAAGCCUGGGACUGUUUAUAUGGUGCAAGUGCGGGCACGGACUGAGGCCGGCUAUGGAAGCUUCAGCAAGAGUGUGGCCUUCAGCACUGAACCUGAAGAACACGUCAUGAAGGAUCAGCAAGUGAUGUUAAUUGCAGGAACAGCAACUUUUGCAAUUCUUGUAGUGAUAGUGGCCAUCAUUGUGUCGAUCAUCUUCAUCAGGAAACAUGGCAGCUCCAAGGAUCCAGAGUACUCGGAUAAGCAUGGGCAGUACCUCAUUGGUCACGGGACAAAGGUCUACAUUGAUCCCUUCACAUAUGAGGACCCCAACGAAGCUGUCCGCGAGUUUGCCAAGGAAAUCGACGUCUCCUGCGUGAAGAUUGAGGAGGUGAUUGGGGCUGGUGAAUUUGGUGAGGUGUGUCGUGGCCGUUUGAAGGUCCCCGGGAAGAAAGAGAACUAUGUGGCCAUCAAGACCCUCAAAGGAGGCUACACAGAAAAGCAGAGGAGAGACUUCCUAAGCGAAGCGAGCAUCAUGGGCCAGUUUGAUCACCCUAACAUCAUCCGGUUAGAAGGAGUCAUCACAAACAGCUGCCCAGUCAUGAUCAUCACAGAGUAUAUGGAGAAUGGCGCUCUGGAUUCUUUCCUGCGGCUCAACGAUGGGCAGUUUACCCCAAUCCAGCUGGUUGGAAUGUUGCGUGGGAUUGCCUCUGGGAUGAAGUAUCUCUCAGAAAUGAGCUACGUCCAUCGUGACCUGGCCGCCCGUAACAUCUUGGUGAACAGCAACCUGGUGUGCAAGGUGUCCGAUUUUGGGUUGUCGCGUUUCUUAGAGGAGAAUUCUUCAGACCCAACCUACACAAGCUCUCUGGGUGGCAAGAUCCCGAUACGGUGGACGGCUCCAGAGGCCAUUGCAUUCCGCAAGUUCACCUCCUCAAGCGAUGUGUGGAGUUAUGGAAUUGUCAUGUGGGAAGUGAUGUCAUUUGGUGAAAGGCCUUACUGGGACAUGUCUAACCAAGAUGUCAUCAAUGCCAUCGAACAAGACUACCGGCUGCCUCCGCCACCUGACUGCCCCACAUCUCUACACCAACUCAUGCUGGACUGUUGGCAGAAGGAGCGAAAUGCCCGGCCGCGCUUCACGCAGAUUGUCAGCGCCCUGGAUAAGCUCAUCCGUAACCCUGCGAGCCUCAAGGUUGUGUCACGUGAGGGAGGAGGGCCUUCCCAUCCACUCCUGGACCAACGCCUUCCCCCGUUCUCUUCAUUCAGCUCAGUGGGCGAAUGGCUACGAGCGAUCAAAAUGGGACGCUACGAGGAGAGCUUUGUCCAGGCCGGGUUCAGCAACUUUGAUUUAGUCAGCCAAAUUUCCACAGAAGACUUGCUACGGAUUGGGGUGACCUUAGCCGGCCACCAGAAGAAAAUCCUAGCCAGCAUUCAGAACAUGAGGGUACAAAUGAAAAAUCCACACCCUGGCCACUUCUGACGGACACUGCUCCAGCCUCUUCUUUUACGGACGUCCGGCCUGGCUGGGACCACUCUCGUAGUCUUACAAACUCCCAGGAGUGCUUUACUGGGAACUCUGGUGCUAUGUGAGGCUAUGAGAGGUGUUGCACUUUGCGUUCUUCUCGCCUUCCUUUCUGGAGCAACAAUCGGUAGAUGACUUAUUGUCCUGAAAUCCCUGUUCCCUUGAAGUCACAGAGGUCGCUGUACAUUUCAGUUUAUCCUGAAUUUAUCGGGUUUACCAUGUCCAGGACGAUGACGCCGUUUUAAAGACCCCUUGUUGAUUACCUUGACAUUUUUUUCCCCUUUCUCCUGCGGAUUAUGCCGACUUGAAUGAAUUGGUGGAAACCAACAAACUGUUCAUUUCAAGGCCUUGCCUGACCAGAACAUGUUCCUCUGCUCUAAAGACUGCUUCAUUGGUCAUGUCUGCAGGGAAUCCACAAUGGGGGCUGAAAGGACUGCAGGGGCACAGCUGCUUUAAACCCAAUUCCACGCACUCUGCCAGUGCUUUCUAUCUCUUGCUUUUUUUGUUUUUUUGUUUUACUUGGAGAAUCUUGUCCUGCAACCACCAAUGUUACAAGCCAAACUUCAUCUGGAAUUUUUUUUGAAGGAUGUGGCUGGUGAAGUCUUCCAGUGCCUGACCAGUUGGCGAUCUCUACACACAGCUGCUUCUCUGCCUGCCAUUCAAUCCUCCAGUAAACUUCAAUAAAGGCUGGGAUAUGACGCCUUUUCAGUUUGACUCGCACCGUGAUGAAGCCGAGCCCGACCCUAAAGUCCCAUGGAAGUGGGACAGGGGGACGCACAUAUGGGGGUGCCUAGAGACUGGACUGGGCUUGCCACUUCUGUUGCCUCACUGAAAGAAGCUCUUCAGAGAGUACAAGCCAUAGAGUGAGCGUUGACCUUUGACUCUGAAACAUUACUGUGAGCAGGGCAGCAAUCAUUUAGACCCCGCAGUAAUCGCAGGAUUCAUGGGAAUGUAUAUGAGAUCUUCAUAUUGAAGAUAUUAUUAAGAAUAAUAAUAAUACUUAAACAUGGUAUCUUUUAUAUAUCUCUGUAUAAUUAUAUAUAAACACAUUGGGAUCGGGAUAAAGCCUUUUCAGUACCAUCCAUAGUUUUUAAUACACUUUAUUACAGGCACUCCGGCAAACAGACUUGCAUUUUUGAAAGUGGCUGAAUUUGUUAGUUUGCUUCAGUGAAUUUAUUUGAGGUUUCUUUCACUGCAUUUAAAUGUUCCAAUGAACUUUCUUUAUAGGAAUUAUCGUUAUCUUUUUUGUAAGUUAAAUAUUUAAAUUGGUUGGCUUGUUCAUUCAUUUGGUCAUAUGGAAUGUUUGGUUGUUUUAUUGACCAGUUAGAUUUUUAAACUUAAUAUUGAAAACUUCCUCAAAACCCUACUAUUUUUAUUUUUACUGUGAGUUUAAAUUCAGUUCUUGAUAGGCGCUUUUUAAAAUUUUUUUUAACUUUUUAAUCUUAAAAAAAAAAAAAAAAA
Messenger RNA from Polypterus senegalus (gray bichir), 5244 nucleotides. Its product is annotated as ephrin type-B receptor 4a-like. Lineage: Eukaryota; Metazoa; Chordata; Cladistia; Polypteriformes; Polypteridae. The record is from RefSeq and is a predicted model, not a curated record. The coding region runs from base 811 to 3741 and encodes 976 amino acids. Gene Ontology annotation, biological process: axon guidance; cell surface receptor protein tyrosine kinase signaling pathway; central nervous system projection neuron axonogenesis. Gene Ontology annotation, molecular function: protein binding; ATP binding; transmembrane-ephrin receptor activity. The transcript is spliced from 16 exons. Gene Ontology annotation, cellular component: plasma membrane; neuron projection.